Diutina rugosa is the source of this 429-nucleotide messenger RNA. RefSeq lists its product as uncharacterized. The record is from RefSeq and is a predicted model, not a curated record. Bases 1 to 429 code for a protein of 142 amino acids. The transcript has a single exon. NCBI's taxonomy places the organism in Eukaryota, Fungi, Ascomycota, Pichiomycetes, Serinales, Debaryomycetaceae.
AUGUCUUUCAUGUACCCGCCAACUGGUAAACACGUCCCAACUGUGCUAACUCCCAGCCAAGCUUGGUACCAGAUCGACCCAGACCAUUUCAAGAAGAUCAACACAUGGAAGAAGAGAUUUCCGUCGACCCCCGAAACGAACUCAGUGGAAAAGAUGCAGCCAUACCUUGAAGGAAUCCGAACUUACACUGAAAAAGCUGACUACACCCACGAAGCUCACAGUUUCAUCUUUGCCCUUGAAUCUUGCCUCAAAGUGCAUAUCGAGAAGCAUGAUCACGAAGGAAAAUUUAAAUUGACCAAGCAAAGACCGCUGCUGAACGGCGUUGCUGGUUUCAGCGUGGCUGGCUCGGGCUCAAGUGCCGGUUCAAUGGUGGUCCCCCGAGUCACGCCCCCGCAAGUCACCUCCCCGCAAGUCACCUUAACCUUGUAG